GUGGUGGCGGGCGCCUUGGCCACCUGCAAUAUCCCCCUGGCCUUCCUGGAGCCCACCAUCGCCAACUGGAUGAAGGAGUCCAUGGGGGCCAGUGAGUGGGAGGUGGGCCUCACCUGGCUGCCCGCCUUCUUCCCCCACGUGCUGGGUGUCUACGUCACCGUCCGGCUGGCUGCCACGUAUCCCCACCUCCAGUGGUUUUACGGGGCCCUGGGCAUGGCCAUCAUCGGUGCCAGCUCCUGUCUGGUGCCAGCCUGCAGGAAUUUCGGGCAGGUCAUCAUUCCCCUCUGUGGCAUCUGCUUCGGCAUCGCCCUGGUGGACGUUGCUGGCCAGAUUGUGCACACCAUGGGCUUUGCACAGCUCAACCUGGGCAUGGGGCUUGCCAACGUGCUUUACGCCCCUGUCCUCCUCUUCCUCAAAAAUGUCUGCCAAAUGAAACCCUCUCACUCAGAGAGGAACAUUCUCCUUGAAGAAGGACCUAAGGGACUCUAUGACACCAUCAAAAUGGAGGAGCGCAAAGGCAUGGGCAAAAGCCUCCAGCCAGCGGGUGAGAUGGAUAAGGGCGUGGACUCCUGCCGCAGAGACCUGACAGGGGUGUCUGAGGAGGACUCAUCGGACUAUGAGUACAGUUAG
Balearica regulorum gibbericeps (East African grey crowned-crane) is the source of this 630-nucleotide messenger RNA. Lineage: Eukaryota; Metazoa; Chordata; Aves; Gruiformes; Gruidae. The record is from RefSeq and is a predicted model, not a curated record.